CAGUUAAAGAGAAUAGAAAGAAUAAAUAGUUAAUUACAAGUGAAAACUUUGAACGAAAAAACUUUAAAUAAAUAAUUUUGUGAAAAAAAUUUAUAAAAAAUCAAACAUGUGGUUUUAUCUGGCGUUGUUAAGUUUGGCUGUAAUAAAUUCUUGUCUAGCCUUAGAAUUAAAUAUGAAUACCACCACAGAAUUUGUUACACAUCGAGAAGCUAGACGUAGUCCUUUAACGGAUAGUUGUAUAACCAGUGAUGACACUACCGGUACUUGUAUGUCCCGUUUUAAGUGUUUAAGUUCGGGUGGUAUACCCAAAGGUUAUUGCAGUUCAUUUGGUGUUUGUUGUGAAACCAAUCUACAAUGCAAUAUGGCCUCGAGAUUAAAACGCACCAUUAUUAAAAAUCCUGCUGUUUUAAAUUCAAAUCCUUGUAUCUAUACCAUACAACCCUAUAGUCCCGAUGUCUGUCAACUUUUAAUAGAAUUCCAAAGAUUUGAAAUGCAACCGCCAAACUAUGAUGCUGCCAAUAAUGUUUUAGAAUGUGGUGAUAACUUAUCCAUAGGUGAUUUUACUUUGUGUGGCGAUAAUAAUGGUCAACAUUUGUAUAUACCCUUUAAUGUGGCCAAUGGUGUACCGGAAAUUACCCUAACCUUUAAUCUGCCCAAUCGUUGGUCAGCUUCAAUAUGGCGUUUGGUUGUUACGCAAUUGGAAUGCCCUGCUCAACCUAAAAAACGUUCACAAUCUUUCAUGCCUUUCGUUAGUGGUAAUAAUUUACAAAAUCUUCGCACUAUUUUUACUUCACACAGUAAUGCCGAUUUGGAAUUAUUGGCACCGCACGGUUGUCAUCAGUACUAUACCCAAUUGUCGGAUAGUAUUAAGAGUUUCAAUUAUAAGGCUGAUGGUUCAACGUAUUAUUUGCCCGGUAUAAAUUAUGUGAUUUGUAUUAAACCAACUGGAGGAGCUAACAUGAUAGAAUACCAGGCACAAAAAUUCUCCAUGUCUAAUGCCAUUACAGGCAGUCCAGGUUAUGAUGGUGACUGUCGUGGCACGAUACAAACACCACAUAGACGGGAAGAUUAUCUAAUGAUACCACAAUCAUAUGUGGCCAAUAGUUUGAGUAUUUUACCAACAUAUUAUUGUGGCACUUCGUUACAGACGAAUCCUUCCAUAGUGGCUUCGGCGCCAUUUAUGAUAUACUUUAACAGUGAUGAUUUCACCGAUACAACUGAAACUGGUUUCCAUAUACGUUACACUGUUAGGACAAUGUAUUAAAAAGCAUUUUAAAUAAAAAAAACUAAGUUUAUAUACAUACAUA
Molecule: messenger RNA, 1307 nt
Organism: Lucilia sericata (common green bottle fly)
Lineage: Eukaryota; Metazoa; Arthropoda; Insecta; Diptera; Calliphoridae
Exons: 3
Coding region: 107-1264 (385 amino acids)
Source: RefSeq, a predicted model, not a curated record